UUCUCCGCAUAAGCCAGAAAUCUUUGUCUCUUCACGAGAGUAUGGGCUCAAAAUUGGUGUUCACACUUUGUCUGUUUUUUAUAGCAUCAGCUGUCACCGCUGCUGCCGAUUACGUCAGAUCUCGGCCGCGUAAAAAGCUUGAAUUUCCAUGGAGCUCAAAGCCUGCUUCUUUUCCCCAGCAGAAUUUUCAGGUUCACAUUUCUUUGGCAGGCAACAACCACAUGCGAAUCUCAUGGAUCACUGACGAUAAAUCUGCUCCUUCUGUUAUCAAAUACGGAACAUCACUGGGGAGAUACGGUUCUACAGCUCAGGGAGAGAGCACAUCUUAUAGCUAUCUAUUUUAUGACUCAGGAAAGAUACACCAUACUGUCAUCGGACCUCUUGAACCCGACACCAUUUACUUUUAUCAGUGUGGUAAUCAAGGUCCUGAGUUCCAGCUCAAGACUCCUCCUGCUAAAUUCCCAGUUACUUUUGCUGUGGUGGGGGAUUUGGGUCAAACUGGCUGGACUAAAUCAACACUAGACCACAUUAGGCUAUGUGAAUAUGAUGUACAUUUGCUUCCAGGGGACCUUUCAUAUGCUGAUUAUGUGCAGCCCAGGUGGGACACAUUUGGUGAGCUUGUGCAGCCGCUUGCAAGUGCAAGGCCAUGGAUGGUGACAGAAGGGAACCAUGAAAAAGAGAGAAUACUGCUAUUUAAUGAUGGAUUUGAGUCCUACAAUGCCAGGUGGAAGAUGCCUUUUAAAGAGAGUGGGUCAAGCUCCAAUCUUUUUUACUCUUUUGAAGUUGCAGGGACUCAUGUUAUUAUGCUUGGUUCAUAUACAGACUAUGAUAUCUUCUCUGAUCAAUAUAACUGGUUGAAGGAUGAUCUUUCAAAGGUUGAUCGGGACAAAACACCAUGGCUGCUUGUUCUAUUCCAUGCACCAUGGUAUAACAGUAAUGAGGCACAUCAAGGUGAAGGGGACAAGAUGAUGAUGGUCAUGGAGCCGUUGCUUCAUGCUGCUAGCGUCGAUAUAGUGUUGGCUGGUCAUGUGCAUGCUUAUGAAAGAUCGAAGCGUGUUCACAAACGAAAACCAGAUCCUUGUGGUGCUGUCCACAUAACCAUCGGAGAUGGAGGAAAUGAAGAAGGUCUAGCACGCAAGUACAAAAAUCCACAGCCUGAGUGGUCGGUCUUUCGUGAAGCAAGCUUUGGACAUGGGGAACUCAGGAUUGUGAAUUCAACUCACGCAAUCUGGAGCUGGCACCGCAACGAGGAUGAUGAGCCAGUGAAGACUGAUGAAGUCUGGAUAACCUCUUUGGCCAGCUCAGGAUGUAUUUCUGAGAAGAGUGAUGAACUAAGAAGAAUACUCAGGGCAUCUUAGACUUGUGAAAACUGUGGCCCUUACAGCCAUGUGCCUCAACAGAGUUAUGCUAAAAUUCUGUGUAUAUAGAGCAAUCUGUAGUUGUGUGGAUGAAGAAGUUACUGCUUGAAUCGGGAUAUACCCUCUUCUCCAAUCUGUGAGAUGAUGAAUCUACUUUGAUGUUUUGGGCUUCUAUGUUUAUUUUUACAGAUAACACCUUAAUUGUAGUGAGAAAAGGCAAGGCUUGCUUGUA
Molecule: messenger RNA, 1590 nt
Organism: Mangifera indica (mango)
Lineage: Eukaryota; Viridiplantae; Streptophyta; Magnoliopsida; Sapindales; Anacardiaceae
Product: purple acid phosphatase 18-like
Exons: 6
Coding region: 42-1358 (438 amino acids)
Molecular function (GO): acid phosphatase activity; metal ion binding
Source: RefSeq, a predicted model, not a curated record